AUGUCGCUCUCCUUCCGGCUGCUGGACUGCACCUUCGCCAAGCCCUGCCAGUACUUCAUCAGCCUCCAGCUCGACGACCACAAGAAGCGGCUGCGGACCAAGGUCUCCGACGAGACGGCGAAGCCGGCCUUCGACCAGGUCUUCGACCUCGGCGACUUCGAGGAGGACUUCGCGGAGCUGACGGGCGCGACGCGGCGGCUCACGCUCGACGCCUUCGUCGUGCUCGGCCGCGAGGGCGCGUCGUCGACGCACCAGCUCCUCGGGACCGCGUCCGUGGCGCUGCCGGCGGCGCCGGCGUCGCCGGGGGCGUCGCCCCCCCGCGUCGAGCACCACAACCUCACGUUCACGCGCAAGGAGACGAAGACGAACGGCGAGAUCCCCGUCGGCCGCUUCCGCCUCGAGAUCGCCGUCGGCGCGGCCGGCGCCGCGGCGCCGCCGGGCGCCGCGGCCGGCGCCGCGGCCGCGGCCGCGACGCCGCGCCUCGGCGCGGACCGCGCCCAGGUCGUCGUCCACGCGCGGAGCGCGGCCUUCGCCGGCGCCGCGGGCCUCGCGGGCCCCGUCGCGCUCCGGUGCCGCGUCGACGGCGGCGGCGGCGGCGGCGCCGGCGCCGGCGUCGCGGCGACGCGGCCCGCGGCGCUCGCCGGGCCCGACGGCGCCGCGUCCUGGAACGAGAUCGUCGUCCUCGAGGCGCCGCGCGAGCCCCGCGACGGCGAGGCCCUCGUCCUCGAACUCGUCGACGGCGCCGGCGCGGUCCUCGGCGCCGCGGCCGCGCCGCUCGCCGCGCUCGCGCCCUUCAACGGCUACACCUUCGAGGCGCCCGUCGCUCUAGGAACGGGCACGGCGACGCUCUUCGCGACGGCGACGGCCCACGACCCCGCGCCGCCCUUCGCGCACGCCGUCGUCGUGUCCGCGCCGGAGCUCGCGUUCGCCGCCGGCGCCGCGCCGCCCGGCGCCGUGGUCGCCGUCGUCCAGCUCGCCGACGCCGACGCCGCCGAGGCAUUGGUACACAACACCAACACGCCCUUCCCGACGGCGGCGCCGCCGGGCGCGCCGGGCGCGCCGCCCUUCGCGCACCGCAAGCCCACGCUCUCCGCGCCGGUGGAGGACGGCCGGGCCGCGUGGGACGACCGCGUCGUCUUCCCCGUGGGGGCGUUGGACGGCGCGGCGCCGGUCCACGGCGACCUCGCGACCUACCCGGCGGCGCUCGACCGCGCCGCGGCCGUCGUCGAGUUCUACGGCGCGGACGCGGGCGCGGCGGGCCCGCCGCGGCGCUUCCUCGGCGCGUGCGCGCUGCCCGUCGCGCGCGCGGGCGCGCCCGCGCGCGCGGCCGUCGUCGGCCCCGACGGCGCGCGCGUCGGCGCCUUCGCCGCGCGCGUCGACGUCGAGACGCGCGAGGGCCUCGGCGAGCGCGCCGGCAAGGAAACGCCGCGGACGGCGGCGACGCCGCCGGUCGCGGCGGCCGCGCGGCGCGCGGCGACGCCCGACGCGGCGCUGUCGACGUCGACGGACUGGGAGCCCCCGCCGGGCCCGCGGAGCGGCGACGGCGCGCCGGACGCGCGCGCGCGCGCGCUCGCCGACGACGUCGCGCAGAAGCAGCUCGCGAUCCAGCGCCUCGUCGGCGAGCUCGAGGCGCGCGGCGCGGCGCUCCGGACCUGCGGCGGCGAGAUCGACGCGCUGCGGCGCCGCGGCGCGGCCCUCGAGGCCGACAAGGGCGCCCUGGCGGCGCAGAUCGCCGCGGCCGCCGAGGCGAAGGACCGCGAGUGGCGCGGCCUCGAGCGGCUUUUAGCCGACGGCGGCGACCUCGAGCGCUUCGACGGCGCGGGCGCCGCGACGAAGUUCCAGAUCCUGGCCCACCUCUGCACGUCCCUCCGCGACGAGAACGCCGCGCUCCGGCGCGCCGACGAGGACCGCGCGGCCGCGGAGCGGAAAUUGGGCGACGCCGAGGCGCGGCACGCGCACCUCCAGCGCGCGCACACGGCCCAGAGCGCCUUCAUCCAGAAGCUCCAGGCGGACCGCGCCAAGGUCGACGCCUACAAGACGACCAUCGCCAUGCAGGAGCAGGUCAUCGCCAAGCUCGAGCACGUCGUCACGGCGAAGCUCAAGGAGAUCGUCGACCGGCGCCAGGCCGAGCUCGCGCUCAAGCGCGACGAGCCGCCGGUGGUCGCGCCGGACCCGGCGACGGAGCGGAAGCUCGCGGCGGCCCUCGACGAGAAGCGCGGCCUCGAGUUCCUCGUCGAGGCCAAGGACCAGCGCGUCAAGGUCCUCGAGGACCAGCUCCUCGUCAAGGCGUCCGAGGCCGCCCAGGAGAUCGCCAAGCUCAACCUCAAGAUCUUCGAGCUCGAGGGCAGCCUCUUCGAGUCGGAGUCGGAGAUCCACGCGGCGCACAGCAUCAUCGCGGCGGCGAAGCAGGCGAAGCGCGAGCUCGACGCGACGCGCAAGGCCCACGACGUGGCCAUGAAGGACAUCGAGACCAUGCGCGCCGCCAUCGCCGACGACGGCUACCAGGUCGGCGCCCUCGAGGCCGAGGUGGACCUGGCCGCGGGCGAGGGUCUCGGCGCCAUCGCCGACUACAGCAAGCUCGUCGUCUUCAUGCAGCGCUGCGACGACGGCGCGUGCCUCGACCGCGCGCUCGACAGCACGGAGGCGCAGCUCACGGCGCUGCUGAGCGCGACGGCGACGCCCCACGCCGAGGCGUUGGAGGCGCGCGUCGCGAAGCUCGUCGGCGAGGCCGCGCGCCUCGCGGCGGCGCUCGAGCGGUCGUCGCGCGACUACGCGGCGCUCGAGGAGCGGAGCGACGCGGAGAUCUACCGCCUCCACGGCGAGGUCGAGAAGCACGAGAGCGCGGAGAAGCGCAUGAAGGAGCGCGAGGACAAGCACAACUCGGAGCGCGACCGCGUCGACGCGGACAAGAAGCAGCUCGAGGACGAGGUCAAGGAGAUCCAGCAGCACCGGUCGUGGGAGUGCGACGUCGUGACGACGCACGACGAGCUGCCCGCGCGCAACGGCACCUACGUCAUCGCGCGGCUCUACGACCCGCCCAAGGGCCGGGGCAAGCUCUGGUGGGCCGUCGCGGAGGUCCUCGAGGUCCUCGAGGGCGACGGCGCGGCGCCCGACUCCCUGUUGGAGGUCCGCCUCUUCACGGACUACAUCAAGCACGUGUCCAACUACGCCGUCAACGGCGCCUUCGACCGCGACAUGUCGGCCGCGGGCCUCGUCACGCUCCGGCGCGACGAGAUCGCCUACGUGGACCUCAAGCUCUCCGGCGCGGGCGACCCGUCCGCGGGCCGCGACGGCCCGAGCUCGCGCAAAGCCGGCGCGCUCCUCCCGCCGGCCAACGCCACGGACGACGCCGGCGACGAGGACAAGGACCCGCGGGGCGCGCGGAAGAAGAUCGAGCGGCCCGAGAGCGACAAGGACAAGGAGGACAAGGCCAAGGCCAUGUCGCGCAAAAAGGGCACGCGCAUCUCCGAGCUCGAGAAGCGGGGCGUCGUCGCGCGGCUCAAGGCCGACGAGGCCGCCUGGGAGCGGCGCGACGUCCACCGCAAGCACGAGACCAAGGCCGUCGAGGUCGGCAAGUACGUGCUCUGGCAGUACGCGCCCGCGGGGAAGCCCGCGGAGCUCUGGUUUCGUUUAGGGCGCAUCAAGCGCGUCGACGGCGACCCGCUCAAGGACGACAAGGACGGCAAGAACACGAACCCGGACGCGAGCCUCCUGUUGCAGGCCAUGGACCCGCCCCUCCGCUACCCGCUCAACGAGUCGCGCCUCAAGGACAAGUUCCGCGUGCGGGGCGAGGUCGACGACCCGCGCGAGGCCAUCGACGACGCGCGGAAGACGGCCGAGUCCAAGAAGAAGCGGGACCUGAAGAAGCGCAAGGAGAAGGGCGAGAAGAUCAGCGACGAGGAGCAGAACGCGACGGCCUUCGACGAGGCCGAGUUCAACCGGACCUUCUUCAACGCGACGCUGGAGCCCUGGGACGCGGACGCCGGCGGCCUCGAGCUCGUCCCGGGCAACGCGUCGCUCGUCGUCGUCCACCGCAGCGCCCUCGCCUACGUCGACGUCGACGUCUCCGAGAGCCGGGGCAACAACCGGGGCCGCGUGCCGACCUACACGCUCAAGUCGUCCAUGAAGAGCGACACCGAGGACGUGCUCAUGGCGUCCAUGGGCAAGUGGUGGCACGCGCUCGCGGACGAGUGGAAGCGGAGCGCCGCCUGCGUCCCCGGCGCCGGCGCCGGCGACGACGACGCGGGCGCGCCGAAGAAGGGCCCCACGGACAAGUACAAGGCGCCCAAGCCACCGACGUACGGCGACGAGUACCGCGCCGCGUCGAACGCGACGAACGCGACGGCCGCCGCCAACGGCACGGCGCCCGCGCCCGACGCCGUCGCCGCGGCCAUCGCGAAGGAGUACCUCGACCGGUUGCGGACCAGGGCCGAGGUGCUCGAGAGCGUCGACGCGCGGCUCGAGGCCCUCGAGAAGAAGCUCGCGUGGGUCGACGACGCGAAGCACCGGAGCCGCGCCGUGCUCGCCCGCGUGCCCGGCGACCUCGGCGGCCUCGCCGCGGACGCCGCGGAGGGCGUGCGGCUCGACCUCGUCGGCGGCCCGCCCGCCGAGGCCUUCGCCGCCGCGCGCGCCGUCUUCCGCGCCGCGGCCGAAGGCCCGCGCUUCGCCGGCGGCGUCGCCGCGCGGUUCCGCGCGCUCGGCGGCUCCGCGCCGCUCGCGUGCACGGCGGCCGCGUACCGCGCGGGCGGCGGCAUGGCGGCGCACGUCGACGCCGGCGGCUGCAAGCCGCUCUGCGUGCUGAACCUGGGCCUGGCCUGCGACUUCGGCGCGGCCGCGGCGACGGCGCGCCUCGCGCCCGGCGACGGCGCGGCGCUCGACGCCGCGGCGACGCUCCACUCCGUCGCCGUGCCCGCGGACGCCGGCGCGGGCGCGCGCGUGUCCCUCAUGUUCUACGCGGCCCCGGCGCCGCGCGCGAGGGACGACGACUUCGGCGACGUCCCCGACGGCGCCGCGGCGCUCUUCGGCGGCGACGGCGACGGCGACGGCGACGGCGACGACGCCUCCGACGGCGGCGGCCGCCGCGACGGCGACGGCGACGGCGGCGACGGCGGCGGCGGCAGCGGCGGCGACGACGCCUCCGACCCCUCCGACGGCGCCGACGCCUCCACCGACGGAAAGGGUGCCGACGCGUCCGACGACGGCCGCGUUGACCCCUCCGCCGACCCCUCCGACGCCUCCGCCGACCCCUCCGACGGCGACUACCGCGUGCUCCUCUUCUACGCGUACUGUCGCUGGCGCGACCGGCGCGCGUUCCGCGACGCGCAGGCGGCGCUCUGCGAGCGCCUCGGCCUCGCGGGCCGGCUCCGCGUCGCGGUCGACGGCCUCAACGGCACGCUCGGCGGAUCCGAGCGCGCGCUCGAGGCCUACGUCGCCGCGACGACGGCCGCGGGCCGGAGCGCCGUCGACGGCGGGUCGCUCGACGGCGUCGACUGGAAGUGGGGCGAGGCCCGCGGCGACGCGCCCGUCGCGGGCCAGCGGCUCCGGGGUCUGCGCGUCGCGCUCGCCAAGGAGGUCGUGUCGCUGAGCUCGUGCGGCGCCGUGGACCUCGCGCGCGACGCCGCGCGGCACGUCUCCCCCGGCGAGUUCCACGAGCUACUGCGCGCGGGCGCGGCGCGGGAGCGGGCCGUCGUCCUCUUCGACGCGCGCAACGUCUACGAGCGGCGCGUCGGCCUGUUCCGCGCGCCGGGCGUCGCGGACGCGUCGCUGCCCCUGCGCCAGUUCGGCGACCUGCCGCGCGCGCUCCGGGAAGACCGCAAGGCGCUCCCGACGGGCGCGACGGUGCUCAUGUACUGCACGGGCGGCGUGCGCUGCGAGCAGGCGAGCCGCGCGCUCGCCGCCGCGUACGGCCGCGACGACCUCGACGUCGUCCAGCUCGCGGGCGGCAUCCACCGCUACCACGAGCGCUUCGGCGCGACGGGCUUCUUCGCGGGGAAGAACUUCGUCUUCGACGGCCGCAUGGCCGUGGCGCCGGGGGAACCGGAGGUCGUCGGCGCGUGCGCGACGUGCGGCGCGGCGCACGACGACUACGCGACCGCGCGCGCGCGCUGCGGCACCUGCCGCAUGCGCGUGCUCCAGUGCGCCGCGUGCGCGGGCGCCGCCGUGGCCUGCGAGCUCUGCGCCGCCUAG
Molecule: messenger RNA, 6186 nt
Organism: Aureococcus anophagefferens
Lineage: Eukaryota; Pelagophyceae; Pelagomonadales; Pelagomonadaceae
Exons: 3
Coding region: 1-6186 (2061 amino acids)
Source: RefSeq, a predicted model, not a curated record